GAUCGCUGUUAGUUUGGUGUCUGGACCAGAAGUUGAACACGUGGCGAAGCGGUGAGCAGAAGCAUGGAUGGGAUCUGGACUCUGGUUGUGUGUGUCGGAGUUGUGUGUUCUGCUGUGCCUGGUUCAGCUCAGGAUUCCACCAGGACAUUGUUUCUGAUCUCAGGUCCAGAGGUGUUGCAUGCUGGGACACCCACUCCGCUGGCUGUCACCGUCCUUGCUGACUUCUCUGGCAGGGUGAUGGCUGAAGUGGCACAUGGCAACACCAAAGUAGUCCAAACAGAGGACUUCCAAGGAGGUUUGACCAGCCUCCUCACACUCCCUCCUAUUCUUGGAUCUAUAACCCAGAAUUCCCUCUUAAACUUGACGGUGAGGGGCUACAGGGGGGACAAUCUCAUUUUCACCAACACCACCACCCUCAGCUUCAGCCUCAGGAAUGUCUCCACCUUUAUUCAAACCGACAGAUCACGCUACCAACCAGGCGAUACUGUCAAAGUCAGAAUUGUGUCUGUUCAGUUGGAUAACCAUCCAUACAAAGGCAGAGUGGAUGUCUCUGUACAGGAUCCCAGUGGAAGCAUUGUCGACAGGUGGGAGUCCACAGGGAAUCUGAGGAUUGUGUUGUGGGAAUUCAGUUUAUCCCAGAUGUCUCCUCUUGGACAGUGGGCGAUCACAACCACAGUGAAUGGCAUGACUGAUGAGAAAGCAUUCAUCGUGGAGCGUUUCAAGCGUCCUCACUUUGAAGUGCUGUUCAGGACACCUUCACAGGUCCUCGUUGGAGCUGACAUCUCAGGAUCAGUGAGGGCAAUCUACUUCAGUGGACAACCUGUACAGGGAACACUAGCUGUCUCAGUCACUCAGGUGUCUGUUGUGCACAAUGCAGCCUCUCCAUUCAUGCUAACACAAAAUAAAGAGAUCUAUGGGUCAACACAGUUUUUCUUCAGCAAAGAUCUGCUUCAAGCCAUUUACACCUCAUCAGGAAUUAGCAGCAGUGUACAUGUUUCUGCCCGUGUUACUGACAACUCCACAGGAUUUCAAGUGAACAAAACAGUCGAAGUCCACCUUAUGAAGAACACAUUCCAGCUCUUGUUCCAUGAUUUUCCACCUACACUAAAGCCAGCUUUACACUUCUCUACAAAACUAAGAAUCUCUAGAUUUGACAGAAAGCCACUCCGCUCACUGGAUCUAACGCACUCUGCUGUGAUUGAAGUCACUCAGAGAACAUCCACGACGAAUGCUGAAACUACAACUCUGACACUUCCAGUGCCUGAGGACGGGAACAUCCACGUAAAGUUUGAAUUACAGGAUCAAGUAGUGAUGCUUUUUAUUCGGGCAAGAUUCCAAUCCAGUGAGGAGACUCUGGCGGUCUACAGCAACUACUCCUCUCCUAGUGGCUCAUAUAUUCAGAUCUCCAUAAUCAACACCUUACCUGCACAGAUUGGAUUACCUCUUCAACUAGACGUGGAGAGCACCUUUAAACCAACUAAGCUUCACUUUGUGGUGAGCUCUAGAGGUCAAGUAGUGGCUGCUGGGACAAAGACUUCCUCCUCUUUUUCUCUGACCCCGACAUUGUCCUGGUUCCCUCAGGCCUGUGUCACUGUCUACUGCAUCCUUUCUGACGGAGAGGUCACCAGUGACACAGCGCACAUACCCAUCAACCAACACAACUAUGUAUCUCUGAACUGGAGCAGUAACAAAGCCCAGCCAGGUGAACAGGUAUCGCUCACUGUGACUGCCCUUGAACCCAGGUCCCAGGUAGGAAUCGUGGUAAUGGGUUCGCAUGAUGAUGCUCCGCAGGCUGAGCUUGACUUGAAAGUGGAGCAGGAAUGUAAUAUUAGGAUGCUGACCAAUGCCAGACUAUAUGAGAAAAAGCAGCCUGAUGGACCUAAAAAUGAAAGAGAUGCCCUAAUGGUAGAGAAGUACUGGAGCCGUUGGAUGGAUGCCACUGAAUCCUUGCUGUGGUUAGACACAAAUAUUAGUGAUAAAACAUGGACAAGCGGGAAGAUAACAGUGCCAGAUGGCAUUACUUCUUUGAGAGCUGUUGCACUGGUGAUGUCAGACGACCUGGGUUUGGGCUUCACUCCUUUGCCACAAAAGUUGACCGUGUCCAAAGAUUUUUCCUUGUCUCUGGAUGUCCCAUCACAUCUCAUCAGAGGAGAGGAGAUUGUGCUGGAGGUGAACAUUAUCAACCAUUUAGAGAAUGACAUAGAGGUCAUCCUGCUGCUAGCUCAGAGUGAGACCUUUGAGUUUGUUUUGGCAGAUAAAGGGGAUGUCUCCGUGGUAAAUGCCCAAAAGCUCACCUUAGGGAGUCAUGUGUCUGCUUCAGCGCUGUUCCCUAUAAGGCCUGUGGCUCUGGGCGAGAUGGAAAUAUCUGUGGACGCCAUAUCUGCGGAGGCCUCAGAUAGCCUUGUUUGGAGAGUGCUUGUGAAGCCUGAGGGAGUUGAACAGACCUUCUCAGAGACUCUGUUCCUGGAGCUGGCACCAGGGAAACACAACAAUUCCAGAUCCGUCUCCUUCUCCUUUCCACCAGAUGUGGUACCAGGCAGCCAGAGGGCCCAUGUGGCAUUGGUUGGUGAUAUCUUGGCCUUGUCCAUCAGAAACUUGGAUUCGCUGGUUCAGAUGCCUCUUGGUUGUGGGGAGCAGAACAUGAUCCACUUUGCUCCAAGUAUUUAUGUUCUCCAGUACCUGGACACGUCAAACCAGGACAAUAAGGAGAUCAAGAGCAGGGCUCUGGGCUACAUGAAGGAAGGAUAUCAGAGACAACUGUCCUACCAACGAGAUGACGGUUCAUUCAGUGCUUUUGGAGCAAGCAACACCUCUGGUAGCACAUGGUUGACAGCCUUCGUGCUGAGGUGCUUCCUCCAAGCUCAGCCCCACAUGCUGAUAGACCAGAGUGUCCUGGCCAGGGCCAUGACUUGGCUUCUGAAACACCAGGGACCCCAGGGAGAGUUCAGUGAGGUGGGCAGGUUGAUCCACACAGAGAUGCAGGGAGGACUGGAUAAUGGUACGGUGGCACUCACUGCGUAUGUACUGAUUGCACUGCUGGAGGACGCGAGCUAUGUGAACAUGUACCCAGGAAAUGUGUCUUUGGCCCAGAGUUACCUGGAGGACAAAGUGUCCAGUGGAGUGGUCAGUAACUACAGCCUGUGUCUGGUGGCCUAUGCUUUAGCUCUGGCCAAUAGUCCUGUGGCCGGCACUGCCCUGGCUGAGCUCAGCAGGAGAGCUGACUACAGAGAUGGAGUCAUGAUCUGGAGAUCCUCAGCUAGCCUGGAGUCACAUGACUGGCGGCCGCGCUCAGCCCAGAUCGAGAUGGCCUCUUAUGUGCUGCUGGCUUUUUUUAGGCGUGGCAACUUUGUGGAGGGGAUCGCACUCUUUAAAUGGUUAAGCAAGCAGAGAAACCAUCUAGGAGGCUUCGGGACGACACAGGACACAGUAGUUGCCCUCCAGGCUCUGGCUUACUAUGCUGCCUUCAGUGGUGCCAACGCCAUUGACCUCAGUCUCAACAUAUCUUCCCUAACGUCUUCGUCACUAUUUAGGAUCAACUCCACCACCUAUCAGACGUGUCAGAGCCGAGAGAUUAAUGCUGACAAAGAUCUAAACCUAAAUAUAUACAUGGAAGGAAGAGGAUUUGCAAUACUUCAGAUGAAUGUCUUUUACAACCUGGAGAGCAAAGCAUUUUCACAGAACCUCCAGCAAGCCACAGAUGAGGAGGCUUUCUCAUUGGUUGUGAAUGUUACUGAGGAAAGAGACCACAAUCACAUGCUGGUAUCUAUAUGCACGAGGUUAAAUGACAAUCAGGCGAUAUCUCAUACGGGCAUGGUUAUAUUGGAUGUGGGCAUGCUCAGUGGUUUCAGUCUCUCUCCUGGAGCUGCUGCCCCAACAGAUCUUAUCAGGAAGGUGGAGAUACUGCCUGAGAAAGUCAGCCUCUACCUAGAUUCACUUACCAAGUCAGAGGUUUGCUUCAGACUUCCAAUCCUCAGAGAUUACAAAGUGGCCCACGUACAGGAUGCUGUGGUGCAGGUUUAUGACUACUAUGAACCUACGAGAAAAGCAACACGACCAUACAACUCGGAUGUUCUGCACAACAUGAACUCCUGCCUCUUCUGUGGUAAAGACUGUAAACGCUGUAGGCCAGGAAUCCGUAUCACGGUGUCCUCCCUGUCAUCUCACUCAAUAAGCAGCGCCACCUUCAGCUUGAUUUGCCUGUUUCUAGGAGUCACUGCUUUUGUUAUUGUAGUCUAAUUGGAUUGAAUUAUAGCUAAGAUAUAAUCAGAUGUAAUGAAUAUACUUUGAGAGGCAUAAUUUUAGCAUGUACACACACUGAUAUGCACUGGAUGCAAUUUCAAAUGUUUUUUUAAUACAAAAGUUAGUAUUUCUUGACAAAUGAUUGUAAUUUUUAGAGGCCUGUUUGCAUGCUGCUCUUUUGCUUGGUGCACGUGCCUUCUACUGUUUACGAUGUGUUUUGUAUUGUUUUUGGAUAGAAUGUAUAUGAGAAAUUACUUCUAAUCUUUGGAAACCUACCUGUUAAAUUUCAUUUAUGUAUUCAGCAUAUUUUUAUGGUGCGAUGCAUUAGAGAACAAAUAAAGUAAUUUCUUUACUUAGUUGGUGAAACCUACCAGUCUUCGUAUGAUUCCAUGUGUUGACUGGAAUAGAAAGUUCAUGUACAGUUGGGAGCAGAACAAAUGUAUUUAUUUGUCAGUUCCAUAUGUGUCCUGUUGUCGCCAUUUUGGCAGAAAGUGCAGACAUGCUGCCUGAAGCAAUAUAAAGGCUAAAAUAAGAUUUAUUCUACAGCUCUACUGUGCUUUCCAGCAAAUGGCUGACUUUUGGGUUUAAUAUGUUUUACUCGUGUUGAUAUAUAACAGCUUGAGUGAACCAGACACUCACUGAGUUAGGCUUUAAAUAUGGCACCAAGGAGGAAAAUACCCUGUAAGAUCAUUUGGAGUGAGAUAAAGUCUACCUUACCCCUCUGCCACGUCACAAAUCUCUGAGCCAAAGGAAUGCAGACUGACCUGCAGAAGUAUGCAGAGGGAACACACACAUGUAAGCCAUCACUGGAGAGUAAUCAGGUUUGACGUCGCUGAUGUAUCAUGAAAUAUGAAUGUUAUUUCUAAGAUUCCAGCCUACCACGGCCUAUUUCAUGUUUUACAACAUAAACAUUUUACACCAUGUUCACCUGAACAUGACUACAUUUAUUUUUUUCAUUCUACUAAUCAAUAAUUUAACACAGACAGCAUUUUACUUUAACAACAAUAAGUCUCUGUAUACAGUAAAUGGAAGCAUAGUAAAAUAGUGAAUCUCCAAUAUUCCCAAGACAAUACUGUUCGUAUGGAAAGCUAUAGAUGUUUUUUACCAAAGUUAAAUGUGAUCAAGCUUUCAGCAAACAUCCGCCCUGUUGAAGUGUCCAUUAAGUUAAAGGAGGUUUGUUUUGUAGCUGAACCUGACCUUUGACCUCUUUGGAGGUCAGCUUCACCCUACCCUUAAGCCUUUUUUGAAAAGAUAUGCUGUUUUGUGUUUCAAUGGCAAUGCAUGUCUGGUUUUUAUGCCUAAUAUGUUUUUAUAAGGCCCACUGGGCAAGGCAAUUUUCCUAAAGGGGCAAUAAAGUUUUUUGUUCAUAAGCAAAAGUAGA
This is a messenger RNA of Siniperca chuatsi (mandarin fish), 5620 nucleotides long. Its product is annotated as CD109 antigen-like. Gene Ontology annotation, molecular function: endopeptidase inhibitor activity. The record is from RefSeq and is a predicted model, not a curated record. Gene Ontology annotation, cellular component: extracellular region. The transcript has 32 exons. The coding region runs from base 64 to 4236 and encodes 1390 amino acids. NCBI's taxonomy places the organism in Eukaryota, Metazoa, Chordata, Actinopteri, Centrarchiformes, Sinipercidae.